Entrophospora sp. SA101 is the source of this 2001-nucleotide messenger RNA. Lineage: Eukaryota; Fungi; Glomeromycota; Glomeromycetes; Entrophosporales; Entrophosporaceae. The record is from the annotation of a GenBank genome assembly.
AUGGAUAUAGCAACAAGUACUUCUUCAAUGCAUAUUAAAAAUGAACAUUUAAUUCCUCCUCCUACUACUACACCUUCGCCUGAUACAAUGCAAAUUGUUAACAUUAUGACUACUGCCACGACCACCACAACCACAUCAUCAAAAACCAAUGUCGUUAACAACGGCAAUAAAAGAGAAAGGAAAUCUCGCAAACGUAAAUUGUCUGAAGACAAAGUCGCAGAAAAACAACAUUCAGAAGCCAAUGAAAUUCAUGCUACAGUAAAGCAUGAGAAAGAACAAAAUAACGAAGAACUAAAACCUUUAAAACGAAUACAACAACAGAAUGGUAAAAACUUUACUCCAUCUAAAACAAAAAAGAAUAAUAAUUCUCGAAAACGACGACAUUCCGACGACGAAAAACCAGUCGAAUCCACCACCAUCGUACAACCAAAUAACAUUGGCUCAACAAAUAAUAAUUCCUCUGAAGAAACUAAUUCUUUUAAAAAACCACAAAUCAAUGAAUCACAAAUUGUUGAUGAUAAUAAUGCCAUUUCUUUAAUGGAAGGAAUUGAGCAUAAAUUCCUCGCCUCUAAUGAUCUUAAUGUUAAUAAAUCAUCAUCACAAAUAGAGCAAAAAUCUAUAAAUAAUAAUACUGAAUCGAUUAAUAAUGUUGAAUUUUCCGCCACCACUCAGCAACAACCAAUUGAUAAUAUAUACAUGACAGAUAGUCAAACUCGAAAAAGAGGCAGAAGGAAAAGAGACGAGGAAGUAAAAUAUUCUGAAUUUUCUGUCAUGACAGAUGAUGGCCUAUGGGUUCCUACUGACCCAGAUAAAACUGCAGCAAUAGAAUUACUAGAUUACUACAAUUCCAUUAAAAACCAAUUUCCAAAAACUACUCGUGCACAAUUACUUAAAAUAGGAACUUACAUUUUUGAUAAGAUUUUGACACAAGGUUUUGCUCGACCAUUCAUUAGUCCAGAGAAUGAGGCUGCUUAUGUAUACCAUCAAUAUAUUCACAAAUUGAUGGAUCUUACAACUGCUGAAAGUAAUUUAUGGUCUGGAAAUUAUAAAUCACCUGAUGAUAUAUUUAAAGAUAUAUUUCAAAUUAUGUUCAAUGCGUUUAUUUUUCAUCGCCAACCUGGUGUGAUUUACAAGGAAGCUGUUGAAAUGAAAAAGUUCAUCAAGGAAAUUUUAGAUCCUAUAAAUCAUGGAAGUAUCGAAACACGAAUGGAUAUAAUUGAUAUGAAAACGCCAUAUGAAGAAUUUCAGUCAAUAUCAUGUGUGAAUUUAAACUCUGUCAGUAAAAUUUUCAUAAUGCCAUUCUAUGAACUUUAUCAAUUGAAUAAGUCACAAUCAAUCAUGAAUUUCAAAGCUGCUGAAAGGAUAACAUUAUAUAAUGGACCAGUUUCUGAAGUUUUCAACAGAAAAAAUUUACCAGAAUAUGUAUUAGAUGAAUCAGCUACCAGUCAUAAUUUUGGUAGAGUCUAUGUUACAAAUAAACAAUCGCAAUUAGCCGAGUUAAUCAAUGACAAAAACGCAAUACUCUUGCUGCUUAAAGAUAUAAUAUGGAACUCUAAAACCAACUUGUUAAAAUGUAAGGUUUUAGUUGUUAAACCUUUUGGCAAAUGUCAUGACUUGGACCCGUGUAUUUUUAAUGAAUUAAAAGAUGGCAGAUGUUGGGUUAGAGUUGUUUAUUUGUACAAGGUUGACCUGGAUCUUGAAGUGACAAGAAAGUUUUAUGAUACACUUGCAAGUGCAAGAAAUCCUUUUUAUGCCAGGGAAUAUUCUCAUGAUAUGCUGACACCUGAAAUGCACCAAAAAUUUAUGUCAGAACUUAAUUUAUUAAAUAAAGAUGAUGGUAAUGAAAAAGGUAUUAUUUAUGGUGAAACACUUGCACAAAUGACAGAUGUUGAUCAUCAUUAUCAUGAAACUAUUGCACAAAAGAAUAAAGAAGACAAAAAUUAUAAUAUCAAAAACAUGUACCAAAAUUCUAAUAAUAAAAGUGCAACAACAACAUCACCU